Polyodon spathula (Mississippi paddlefish) is the source of this 1778-nucleotide messenger RNA. Its product is annotated as 5-hydroxytryptamine receptor 1A. Gene Ontology annotation, cellular component: membrane. Gene Ontology annotation, biological process: G protein-coupled receptor signaling pathway. NCBI's taxonomy places the organism in Eukaryota, Metazoa, Chordata, Actinopteri, Acipenseriformes, Polyodontidae. The record is from RefSeq and is a predicted model, not a curated record. The transcript is spliced from 3 exons. Gene Ontology annotation, molecular function: G protein-coupled receptor activity. Bases 1 to 1587 code for a protein of 528 amino acids.
AUGAACAGCACGUUGAUGUCGCCACUCGUGGAAUCAUGUUAUUCGUGGGGUAACACCAGUAAUAACAGUGAGCCUGUCGGAUGCAAUUCGAUUACCACCUUCAACGUCAAUGGAUCGUAUACAGAGCUGAGCGUUUCUACCAGCGGUCGACUCAUACUAGAAAUCCUUAUUAUCCUCAUGAGUCUCGGGGCCGUAACAGGUAAUAUUUUGGUGAUUAUCAUUGUUGCAGCUACAAAGAAUUUCCACUCGGUGACCUCCGUGUUAAUCAUUAACCUGGCUGUAAGUGACUGCCUCGUCGGGAUCGGCGUUAUGCCCUUUGUAGCUUUGACAGUGAUGUACGAUGGAUGGGUCCAUUCUACCGAUUUAUGCUACUAUGUCGGCUACACAUCUUCUGUCUACUGUACAGCCUCCAUUCUUACUCUGGCUGCAAUCGCCUUGGAUCGCUACCACGCCAUCAUAGACUGCUUACAUUACAGUUCUCAGAGCACUGUGUGGAGAACUGUUGCUGCUGUGGUCUGGAUCUGGCUUCAAGCUGCCAUCACCUGCUGCCCCCCGUUACUGGGCUGGAGUAGCCUGGGUUACAUCCCACCCAUGUACAGCUGUUCUGUGGAGUGGCAAAGCAGCCUCAGCUACACAGGAUUCGUGGCUGGGUUUUCAUUUUUGUUUCCUGCCUGCGUGAUGGUGUUCUGUUACGUUAAAAUAGUCAAGGUUGCCAGAGGACACGCUAGAAGGAUCCAUGACAUGGAACACCAUCUACAAAGAAACGUCCCAAACGUGUCAGAAAGGGAGAAACCAACUUUCUUGAAGCUGAUCUACUACGUGAAUUCAAAAAUGUUACCUGAGCUUCCAUCGGACAGCACUCUGAGCAAUUCGGACACCUCUUUUCAUUUGCAUGGCACCUCAAACCCAGGGAAUGCCCACCACGGCAUAUUCUCCAGACACGGCUCCCACAGCAGGGAGAAUCACGGCGUCUUCCGCCUCUUCCUUGUAAUAUUUGCUUUCUUCUGUUGCUGGAUGCCCUUUAUUAUUGUGUCAUUGGUGCAGGCCAUUGAAACUGCUAGCACUCAGGAACCCACGCAAAUCCCCGCGAACGUCAUAACGUUUGUAUACUGGCUGGCUCUGCUCAACUCUGACAUCAAUCCUCUGCUCUAUGCCUUGCUCAGCAAGCGCUUCCAAAAAGCCCUUAAAAACCUGCACCAAAAACUGAAAGCAAAGAUGAGCAGGCACACAGGGGAGGACCAAGUGCAGGAAGUCCACCAUUCUAUCAAGCCAAGAGGCAGGUGCUGCAACUCUCCAGCCCUCUCCGUUGACUCCUUUGUACCAGCGGGGUGCAAAGAUCACUUUCACAACUAUCUACCAGGAAGUUUCUCCCAGCUCACUCCAGGUACUUACCCACAAAACAUACAAGAGGAAAGGAUCAAAGAUUGUGCUUGUUUAAACCCUGAGGCACUUUCCAAGAAGCACCUGCAAGUUCCUAAAAAUCUUUUGGAAAAUGAAAGGCAGGUUUUGCCACUUGUAACAGUAUGUGAAAUACCGUCAACUUUUGUUUAUGGAAAAAUAACAGUUAAGGUGGAACAUGAGAAAUGACUGGCAGGAAACUUGACUUUUAUGGAGCAUACAGUUGUUUAUUCCAUCUUAAACAGCAACAUGGUAUGGGUAUGAAAUAGCACAGUUGUGUUAACUAAUGUAUUCUUGUUGCUUUGAAUCUGUGUAGUCAAAAACACCACUGUGGCCUCUGCGAGCUCUCAAAAGCUCUCGUCUCUGUUCCCCCUGCAACA